Messenger RNA from Acanthisitta chloris (rifleman), 2595 nucleotides. Its product is annotated as DNA replication licensing factor MCM6-like. Gene Ontology annotation, molecular function: ATP binding; single-stranded DNA binding; single-stranded 3'-5' DNA helicase activity. Gene Ontology annotation, biological process: mitotic DNA replication; double-strand break repair via break-induced replication; DNA replication initiation. NCBI's taxonomy places the organism in Eukaryota, Metazoa, Chordata, Aves, Passeriformes, Acanthisittidae. The record is from RefSeq and is a predicted model, not a curated record. Gene Ontology annotation, cellular component: nucleus; MCM complex.
GUUCCAGAACAGUGAUGGGGAGGUCAAGUACUUACGUGAUGCCGAAGAACUGAUUCGGCCAGAGAGGAACACGUUGAUUGUCAGCUUUGUGGAUUUGGAACAGUUCAAUCAGCAGCUCUCUACCACUAUUCAGGAGGAAUUUUAUAGGGUUUAUCCUUACCUCUGUCGAGCAACAAAGACUUUUGCCAGAGACCAUGGAAAAGUUCCUCCAAACAAGGAUUUCUAUGUUGCCUUCCAAGAUCUGCCUACCAGACACAAAAUUAGAGAACUGACCUCAGCAAGGAUUGGCUCCCUGCUGCGCAUCAGUGGGCAGGUGGUUCGUACCCACCCUGUCCAUCCCGAGCUCGUGAGUGGAACCUUCCUGUGCCUCGACUGCCAGACUGUCAUCAAAGAUGUGGAGCAGCAGUUCAAAUACACACAGCCAAACAUCUGCAGAAACCCAGUCUGUGCCAACAGGAGGAGAUUCCUGAAAAAAAAAACGAACAAAUUUUAGGUUGUUGAUUUCCAAAAGGUUCGCAUCCAGGAGACGCAGGGCGAGCUGCCGCACGGCAGCAUCCCGCGCAGCGUGGAGGUGAUCCUGCGCGCGGAGGGUGCGCAGGCCGGCGACAAGUGCGACUUCACCGGCUCGCUCAUCGUCGUGCCCGACGUGUCCCAGCUCUCCACACCAGGGCUGCGCGCCGAGACCGGCUCCCGGCUCACCGGCACCGAGCUUUUCUGUACAUAUUCCUCCCAUCCAUCUUCCAGAGUGAAUUUUGGUGACCUGUCUGCAGCACUCACAUUCAUUAGUGACCAUGUUACUUCCUUUGUUUAGUUUGGUGGAAAAGAGCUUCGAGAUGAAGAACAGACUGCAGAAAGCAUUAAAAACCAAAUGUCUGUGAAAGAAUGGGAAAAGGUUUUUGAGAUGAGCCAAGAUAAGAACCUUUACCAUAAUCUCUGCACCAGCCUCUUCCCCACUAUCCAUGGUAAUGAUGAAGUGAAACGUGGAGUCCUGCUGAUGCUCUUUGGAGGAGUUCCUAAGACCACAUCAGAAGGCACUUCACUCCGUGGGGACAUCAAUGUUUGUGUUGUUGGUGAUCCAAGUACAGCCAAGAGUCAGUUUCUAAAGCACGUGGAUGAGUUCAGUCCUCGCGUGGUGUACACCAGUGGCAAAGCCUCCAGUGCUGCUGGUCUGACAGCAGCUGUGGUGAAGGAUGAGGAGUCUCAUGAAUUUGUCAUUGAAGCUGGAGCACUGAUGCUGGCAGAUAAUGGGGUUUGUUGCAUUGAUGAAUUUGACAAAAUGGAUGUGCGGGACCAAGUAGCCAUUCAUGAAGCCAUGGAGCAGCAGACAAUAUCCAUUACUAAAGCAGGAGUAAAGGCUACCCUGAAUGCCAGGACCUCCAUUCUGGCUGCAGCAAACCCAGUUGGUGGGCGCUACGACAGAUCCAAGUCACUGAAACAGAACAUAAACCUCUCAGCUCCCAUCAUGUCUCGCUUUGAUCUCUUCUUCAUCCUUGUGGAUGAGUGUAAUGAGGUCACAGAUUAUGCCAUCGCCAGGCGCAUUGUGGAUCUGCAUUCCAGAGUGGAGGAAUCUGUUGAUCGUGUCUAUUCCUUGGAUGACAUCAGAAGGUAUCUGCUGUUUGCAAGGCAGUUUAAACCAAAGAUAUCCAAGGAGUCUGAGGACUUCAUAGUGGAGCAGUACAAACGGCUGCGGCAGCGCGACGGCUCUGGCGUGGCCAAGUCCUCCUGGAGGAUCACAGUGAGGCAGCUGGAGAGCAUGAUCCGCCUGUCCGAGGCCAUGGCACGCAUGCACUGCUGUGAUGAGGUUCACCCAAAACAUGUGAAGGAAGCUUUCAGGCUUUUAAAUAAGUCCAUCAUUAGAGUUGAGACUCCUGACAUCAAUUUAGACCAAGAUGAUGAACAGCAAAUGGAGGAUCAAGAGGACCAAGAAGGAGUCAAUGGUGAGGCAGAAGCUCCAGCUGGUGUUAAUGGUCUGGUGAAUGGGAUCAAUGGGCACUCUGAGGAUGUGAACAAGGAUGCUGCCCCCAAAGCUUCUCUGAGACUGGGCUUCUCCGAGUACCGACGGAUUGCUAACCUGCUGGUGCUGCACCUCAGGAAAGCAGAGGAAGAAGAGGAUGAUUCAGCAUUAAAGAGGAGUGAACUUAUUAAUUGGUAUCUAAAGGAAAUUGAAUCUGAAAUAGAAUCUGAAGAAGAUCUGAUAAAUAAGAAGAAGAUCAUAGAGAGAGUCAUUCACCGACUGACACAUUAUGACCACAUUCUGAUAGAACUGUCCCAGUCAGGGCUGAAAGGAUCCAGUGAAGCAGAGACUUUUGAUGAAGAUCCAUACCUGGUUGUGAACCCAAACUAUCUGCUGGAAGACUGAGGGCUGAGAACUGCUUUGCAGAGUUGACUAGUCACAAGUGGGAAGAUGCAUUCUGUUCUUGCAGGGGUUGCUGUAUAGCUAAUGCCUUAAAUCCCUCUGGAUGUGUGUGCUCAGUAACAUGUGAUUGCUCCCUUGCACUGAGGGAAGCUUUUAGAGACAUGACACACAUACAUUAGUUUCAUUAUUCUGAAUUUCAGUGCCAUCAUCUGGUUGCAGAGGAGAAUCAUCCAAUAGCU